Paramecium octaurelia is the source of this 3344-nucleotide messenger RNA. NCBI's taxonomy places the organism in Eukaryota, Ciliophora, Oligohymenophorea, Peniculida, Parameciidae. The record is from the annotation of a GenBank genome assembly.
AUGGACUUUGAAUUGAAUGAUUCUCUAUAAGCGGAUAAGAAAAGACACAUCCUGCUAACACUGAAUGGAUAGGCUGAUGCUGAAAUCAUCAAAUUCAGGUUCUUUCAAGUAUUUGUCUGAUGUCAUUCAUGAAGGGUCAAAUAACAAUGCAUGAUAUUAAGAAGAAAAUGGAGAAGCAUUUUAAGAUGAAGAUAUCAUGGUUGAGACUCUACACCUAAUAAGGAGUCGAGAUAUUCUAGGAGGAUCUGCAUUUUAUAAAAGAAGGAACAUUACUGUAUGUUUCGGAUAGUACAAUUAUAAUACAAUCUAAAUAGGCAGUGAAUUCGAUGCUUACUCUUAAAUCAGCGUGUAUUAGAUAAUGAAAGUGCUUGGAGAGGGCGGGUUCGGGAAGGUUAUGUUGGGUAAGCACAAAGUUACAGGCGAACAAGUGGCAAUCAAAUUAAUUGAUUCCGGCAAAUUGUGGAAUGCCGAAGAUAUUGAUCUGGUAUUCAGAGAGGCAGAAGUGAUGAAGAACCUGCGACAUAACAACAUAGUCAAGAUAUUGAAUUGUUACACUCUUCCCAACAUGCAGGUGGUCUUGAUCAUGGAGUUCCUCUAAGGAGGAGAUUUGGUCGAGUAUCUAUAAGGUAAUCCCAUUACUCAGUAUUAGAAAAGGGAGGAUUGUCAGAACAAGAUGCUAGAAUAAUCUUUAGACAAAUUGCAGAAGCCAUCCGAUAUUGUCAUGACAAACGAUUGAUACAUCGAGAUUUGAAAUUAGAAAACAUACUCUUGACAUCAAAGGUCGAGAAAAUCAUUAAAAUCAUUGAUUUCGGUAUAGCCACUGUGUCAACAAAUUUCACUAUUGAUAAAGUUGACAGAGGCUCAUUGAGUUAUAUGCCACCUGAAUUGAUGAGUGGUUAAGCCGUUGAAAUCAAACCAUCUAUCGACAUCUGGGCUCUGGGAGUCAUCUUAUAUGCUUUGGUUUGUGGCAACUUACCCUUUACUACCAAGAGUGAUGAGUAAACUAUUGACAAUAUCUUGAAGUGCAAUUACUCAUUCCCUCCCUCUCUCCUUCUAACUAAGGAAUAUAAGGAUCUACUGGCAAAUAUGCUUAAUCCUGAUCAGAAUCAGAGAUACUCCGCAUAUCAAGUGAUCAGACAUCCUUGGAUGCAAAAAGUGAUAACCUAAUCUCCAUCCAAUUUGCUAAGUCCCAAGACCGUUACUGCCAAGAAGAUGAUCAAGAAAGAAGUUACAAUGGCUGGAGGACCAAACAGAAAUUAGCAACUCUAACUCAGAGGGGGUAUCACUAUGAUGAGACCAGCUGUCCAAUCAAAUUCAAAUUCGGCAGUCAUACCUAUUAUUUAUGAAUUCUAAACUCGUAAUUAAUAAGUAAGCUUAUUACUUAUAAGAGGAUCCCUCAUCUCCAAGAUCCUCAUUUUUAGAAAAUUGCACUAACCGUUCAAUAUAGGAACCUUCAGAAAAUUUAAGUCCGGAUAAGGCUGUCCCCAAAACCCAAGCUAUUCGAAAAUAUUCAGACUUUAACCAAAAACUUAUAGAUCGUAUAUUUCGAGAAGAUUCUAAAAGAGAAAAAGCUAGGAAAUGGAAGAGCAACUCACCCAAAAUGAAGGGAUCUCCAAUAAAAUAAUAAAAUUAAGGUUCUCUUAUCCAAUGCACAAGUUGUCGUUUCAACUCAGCUCGAACUACAAAUACUUCUCCUUACACUAUUUCCAGAUCUACUCUACACACUCCCAGUUUGUUUAGUCCAAGAUAGUCAUCUGAAAACAAAAAGAGAUCUAAUGAUAAAUUGGAAAUUCAAACCAUAAUUAAUUUGAGUCAGAGAGUAGAAUGGAAAUAACUGUACUCUAACUAAGUUACUCCUCAAAACAAUAUUUAAAAUAGAAGAAGCACAAUGUCAGCCUCAAAAGCAGACAUGCUUUAUAAAUUACAAAUACAAUUCAAAGAAAGACAAAAAAAUUAAGAUACUUAAUUGUAAAAGAAACUAUAUGAAAAUAAUAAGGAAAUGACAAUCUAAAAAUUGUGCAAUAUCAUAUUUUCAUCCAGACUUAGAGUUCAUCAUAAAUGAUCAAUUUUUGAAUAAUUUUAUAAGAAAUAAGAAAGUUUCACAUUUUUAUUAUCAAAUUAUAUCAACUAGUAUCAGUGUUGUGUUUGAUAUGCUUAUGACAUUUGUAAUUUUCGAUGCAGUGACUACAUACUGGCAAAUCGUUUUAAACUGUGUUCUGUUUUACAAGUUCUCUUACUAGGUUAAGCUGAUUUGUGUUCUGAUAAUGAAGAAAGAUUCUUGUUUUUUAUAAAUUGUUAUAUGGGUCGUUUUAAGAAGUUGUCGAAGUUCAUUUGAGAUAGGGUUUUCUAUUUUUACCUGUCAAAUUAAGAUUAGGGACUAUGGAUUUCAGAUCUGGAUUCAUUAUGCAACUGAUGCAACAUUUACAAAGCGUCAGUUUAAUAAAAUUGAGGAAGUGAAAUUAAUGUGGAUUAUCCUGAUUGUUUCCUUGGUUUUGCAAUUGAGACUCUUGGCUUGGAGAUUCUCUUACUAUUCUUUUGAUGCUGUGAUCUUAUCUUCUUAUAUUUAAAGUAAGCUAAAACGAGUUAAACUGCUCUCACAUAUAUCUUAAAUCGAUAUAUAAUUUAUUUAUGUCGCAGUUGCUUCACAUAGAACAAACCUUAAGAAAUUAAUCUACGCCAUUUGCUUCCAUAUGAACCAUAAAUCUUUUCAUCACAACUUUGGGAUCUAUGGCUCUUGUGACCAUGUAAACAUUUAUAUUUCGGUGUUUGAAUUUGGCUCUUCCCCAUUAAAUCAGGUAUCAGCAAUGGUCUCAUUUGUAUUCUCCAAGUCUUUUCUGUACACUUGUUGUACGUUUCGUUUGUUAUAAGAAACUCAGUUGAUUUUUUAUGAAGCCUUUUAUAAUAUAAAGGUCCUUUUAAUCUGGGACUCGAAUCUUAAAACAUUAAAAGAGGACAUUGAGAUCGUAUGUGUACAUUUAUUACAUUAUCCAUUCAAUUGUUUAUACUUAGAAAUAAUUAUAUAUAUAUAUAUUGAAAAAUGAAUGAUAUGUUUUAGGGUAACAAAAGUGGAGUCUCUUACGGAAGCCAAUUCGAUGCGUAAUAUCAUUGAGCAAAUAUUGAAUUUUAGUUUAGGUGCUAGUUUCGGUAGAAUUGCUCCACAAGACAAACAAAGUAUAGGAUCAAAUAAUGGAGGAGGCAGUUUUGCAUAGGUUAAUNCAAAACAAUAUUUAAAAUAGAAGAAGCACAAUGUCAGCCUCAAAAGCAGACAUGCUUUAUAAAUUACAAAUACAAUUCAAAGAAAGACAAAAAAAUUAAGAUACUUAAUUGUAAAAGAAACUAUAUGA